GCAGUUUCCCUCAUUCGAUGUGUCUCCUGUGCAAGCAGAACAGCUUGAGGCAUGGACGGGAGCAGCGGGUUAAGUGGGGAGAGCAAUCCCCGAGUUACGGGCAGCGUGUCCCCGCUGACUCCCGGGCCCGAAGAGGUUAUGAGGUAUAGGUCGCCGCUGGUCUCCAGGUACGCCAGCCGGGAAAUGGCCUUCAAUUUCAGUGACAGCAAGAAAUUUCAGACGUGGAGACGGCUUUGGUUAUGGCUGGGGCAGGCCCAACGGAGUUUGGGGCUACCCAUUACAGAAGAACAGAUCCAGGAGAUGGAGGCCAACCUGGAAAAUAUUGACUUUAAGAUGGCAGCGGAGGAAGAAAAGCGCUUGCGGCAUGAUGUUAUGGCACAUGUACACACGUUUGCACACUGCUGCCCCAAAGCUGCCCCAGUCAUUCAUCUCGGAGCCACUUCUUGCUACGUGGGAGACAACACUGACCUGAUUGUUCUACGUGAUGGUUUUGACCUGCUGCUUCCAAAGCUUGCUCGAGUUAUAAGCCGCUUGGCUGAUUUUGCAGAAAGAUACGCAGAGAUGCCAACGUUAGGAUUCACCCACUACCAGCCAGCUCAGCUCACAACUGUGGGGAAGCGUGCAUGCCUUUGGCUUCAGGACUUGUGCAUGGACUUGCGCAACUUGGAGCGAGCCAGGAAUGACCUUCGCUUCCGAGGAGUGAAAGGUACUACAGGCACACAGGCCAGCUUCCUGCAGCUUUUUGAUGGUGAUCAUGACAAGGUGGAGGAAUUGGACAGAAUGGUUACUUCUAAGGCAGGAUUUAAAAGGGCUUAUAUAGUGACUGGACAAACUUACAGCCGCAAGGUAGAUGUAGAGGUGCUGUCUGUCCUGGCUAGUUUAGGGGCGACUGUUCACAAGAUUUGCACUGAUAUCCGUUUACUGGCAAACCUGAAAGAGCUUGAAGAGCCAUUUGAGAAAGAACAGAUCGGUUCUAGUGCCAUGCCCUACAAGAGAAACCCCAUGCGCUCAGAACGCUGCUGCAGCUUGGCUCGCCACCUUAUGACUCUCAUCAUGAACCCGCUACAGACUGCCUCAGUUCAGUGGUUUGAACGCACACUAGAUGACAGUGCCAACAGACGAGUAUGUUUGGCAGAAGCCUUUCUCACUGCAGAUAUCAUUCUUAGCACUCUGCAGAACAUUUCGGAAGGAUUGGUGGUGUAUCCAAAAGUGAUUGAAAGAAGAAUCCGCCAAGAGCUGCCCUUUAUGGCCACAGAAAAUAUCAUUAUGGCAAUGGUGAAGAAUGGAGGAAACAGGCAGGACUGCCAUGAGCGAAUCCGAGUUCUCUCCCAGCAAGCGGCUGCAGUGGUAAAACAAGAAGGAGGAGACAAUGACCUUAUCUUCAGAAUCCAAUCUGAUUCUUACUUUGCCCCAAUUCAUGCUCAUCUGGAACAGCUGCUUGAUCCGAAGUCCUUCACAGGCCGGGCACCUCAGCAGGUGCUGAAGUUUUUAAAGGAGGAGGUGAUUCCACUGCUGAGUCCUUAUCAGAGUAAAAUGGAUGUGAAGAUUGAGCUGGACCUGUGAAAUGUGUCAAUCAGAAAUAUUUAUUUUGCAGAUAAAAUAAAGUCCUGAAUUUCA
Molecule: messenger RNA, 1617 nt
Organism: Xenopus tropicalis (tropical clawed frog)
Lineage: Eukaryota; Metazoa; Chordata; Amphibia; Anura; Pipidae
Gene: adsl
Product: adenylosuccinate lyase
Exons: 13
Coding region: 52-1563 (503 amino acids)
Biological process (GO): 'de novo' IMP biosynthetic process; purine ribonucleotide biosynthetic process; 'de novo' AMP biosynthetic process
Molecular function (GO): N6-(1,2-dicarboxyethyl)AMP AMP-lyase (fumarate-forming) activity; catalytic activity
Source: RefSeq, marked provisional